AUGGCAGCACAGCAAAUGAACUGUCCUUCCUAUCCAAUAGGAUUCAUUGGUGCAUGCGGACUUGUAACUCUUUCUGGUCCAAUGCUCGACUGGGCAGCAUGGAAGCACCUCUCCUGCCUCCCUACCCUUCUCAAAUUGAAAAUUGAUCAAGGAUGUAUUGACCCUCCUUCGCUGCCAACACAAGAUAUCGUAAAUCUAUCAUUUCUUAACAUCACAAGCCUUUCCUUUCGACAGCUGUUCGAUGCUGCAGACUUCAUCACAGUCAUGCAACAUUCGCAAUUUCCCUCACUGAAAGAGUUCGAGUUUGAAGCCCACUUUCUGUCUUCAGAAGAGGCUGAGCAACUCUUUCAUGCUCUGUCCAGCUGCAAUGCGUAUCGGACUCUAGAAGAAAUCACCAUUAUUUCCUAUGAUAACGAUAUCAUAGGACCCGAAUACGACGAGUUUUUGACACCAAUUCCGCAUCUCCUUUGCUUUACACAGCUCCAAACCCUGAAGCUCAUAUCUGAGACAUUCCACAUCUACCUGGACAAUGACAUGCUCUUGCAAGCUAUGUCUAGUUGGCCGCACAUCCGCACUCUAGAAAUCGAAGAAUUUGAUCCUCCUUCCGAAGUCACCCUCCGUGGUUUAUUCACAGCGCUCGGUCCAUGUCCACAAUUGCAUACACUACAAGUUCCAAUCAAGAUUGCAACUAUCGACAUCGAUCCUGAUACCGAGCCAAUACAACAUACCUCCCUACGAUCAUUGGAUUUGGAGAAAUCCAAGCUUCAAAUAGCAGAUGCUGAAAGUCUUGCUUGCAUCAUUUCCACCUGGCUCCCUUGUGUUGACCAAUCAUCCGUAACGCCUAGAGGAGCCCCAGCUCUCUCCACAGGAGCCCCAGCUCUCCCUAUGGUAGCCCCCGCUCUGCUAGAGCCUAGACGCGGCGGUACACCACCUGCACUUAGAAAGACAGCGGUUUGGUCCGCUGUGACACCGCCUCCCAGACCCCCUGGUCCCGCCCCUGGCGCUGUGACCCUGCCCCUGGCCUAG
Suillus discolor is the source of this 1026-nucleotide messenger RNA. RefSeq lists its product as uncharacterized. The coding region runs from base 1 to 1026 and encodes 341 amino acids. The transcript is spliced from 2 exons. The record is from RefSeq and is a predicted model, not a curated record. Lineage: Eukaryota; Fungi; Basidiomycota; Agaricomycetes; Boletales; Suillaceae.